Molecule: messenger RNA, 2966 nt
Organism: Pipistrellus kuhlii (Kuhl's pipistrelle)
Lineage: Eukaryota; Metazoa; Chordata; Mammalia; Chiroptera; Vespertilionidae
Gene: SRP68
Product: signal recognition particle 68
Exons: 16
Coding region: 35-1888 (617 amino acids)
Biological process (GO): SRP-dependent cotranslational protein targeting to membrane
Cellular component (GO): signal recognition particle, endoplasmic reticulum targeting
Molecular function (GO): endoplasmic reticulum signal sequence receptor activity; 7S RNA binding; signal recognition particle binding
Source: RefSeq, a predicted model, not a curated record
UCCGUCCCGUCGUGCUCCGCGGCACCGGGGCAAGAUGGCUGCUGAGAAACAGGUACCUGGCGGCGGCGGCGGGGGCAGCGGCGGCAGCGGCGGCGGACGCGGUGCCGGAGGAGAAGAAAACAAGGAAAACGAGCGGCCUUCGGCCGGAUCGAAGGCAAACAGAGAGUUCGGGGACAGCCUGAGCUUGGAGAUUCUUCAGAUCAUUAAGGAGUCCCAGCAGCAGCACGGCUUGCGGCAUGGAGACUUUCAGAGGUACAGGGGCUACUGUUCCCGAAGACAGAGGCGUCUGCGGAAAACUCUCAACUUCAAGAUGGGGAACAGGCACAAGUUCACAGGGAAAAAGGUGACGGAAGAUCUUCUGACUGAUAGCAGGUAUUUGCUGCUGGUGCUGAUGGACGCGGAGAGAGCCUGGAGCUACGCCAUGCAGCUCAAACAGGAAGCCAACACUGAGCCCCGAAAACGUUUCCACUUGCUGUCCCGCCUGCGCAAAGCCGUCAAACACGCGGAGGAACUGGAGCGCUUGUGUGAGAGCAACCGCGUGGACGCCAAGACCAAGUUAGAGGCUCAGGCCUACACAGCGUACCUCGCAGGAAUGCUGCGGUUUGAGCAUCAGGAAUGGAAAGCGGCCAUUGAGGCUUUUAACAAAUGCAAGACCAUCUACGAGAAGCUCGCCAGCGCUUUCACCGAGGAGCAGGCCGUGCUGUACAAUCAGCGCGUGGAGGAGAUCUCGCCCAACAUCCGCUACUGCGCCUACAACAUCGGGGACCAGUCAGCUAUCAAUGAACUCAUGCAGAUGAGACUGAGGUCUGGGGGCACCGAGGGUCUCCUGGCUGAGAAAUUGGAGGCAUUGAUCACUCAGACUCGAGCCAAACAGGCGGCCACCAUGAGCGAAGUGGAAUGGAGAGGGAGGACGGUCCCCGUCAAGAUCGACAAAGUGCGGAUCUUUUUACUGGGACUGGCUGACAACGAGGCGGCCAUUGCUCAGGCGGAGAGCGAGGAGACCAAGGAGCGGCUGUUUGAGUCCAUGCUCAGCGAGUGUCGGGACGCCAUCCAGGCCGUUCGGGAGGAGCUGAAGCCGGACCAGAAGCAGCGAGAGUUCGCCCUGGACGGGGAGUCAGGGAAGGUCUCCAACCUCCAGUACCUGCACAGCUACCUGACGUACAUCAAGCUGUCCACGGCCAUCAAGCGCAACGAGAACAUGGCGAAGGGGCUGCAGCGGGCCCUGCUGCAGCCGCAGCCGGAGGACGACAGCAAGCGCUCGGCCCGGCCGCAGGACCUGAUCCGGCUCUACGACAUCAUCCUGCAGAAUCUGGUGGAGCUGCUCCAGCUCCCUGGCUUGGAGGACGACAGAGCCUUCCAGAAAGAGAUUGGCCUCCGGACCCUGGUGUACAAGGCCUACAGGUGCUUUUUCAUCGCGCAGUCCUACGUGCUGGUGAAGAAGUGGAGCGAGGCCCUCGUGCUGUACGACCGCGUCCUGAAGUACGCGGACGAGGUGAGCGCCGGUGCCGGCGCCUUCCGGAGCAGCCUGAAGGACCUGCCGGACGUGCAGGAGCUCAUCACGCAGGUGAGGUCGGAGAAGUGCUCUCUGCAGGCGGCGGCCAUCCUGGACGCGAGUGACUCCCAGCAACCGGAGACCGCCUCCCAGGUCAAGGACAACAAGCCCCUGGUGGAACGGUUUGAGACAUUCUGCCUGGACCCCUCCCUCGUCACCAAGCAAGCCAACCUGGUGCACUUCCCGCCCGGCUUCCAGCCCAUCCCCUGCAAGCCCCUCUUCUUCGACCUGGCCCUCAACCACGUGGCCUUCCCGCCCCUGGAGGACAAGCUGGAGCAGAAGGCCAAGAGCGGCCUCACCGGCUACAUCAAGGGCAUCUUUGGGUUCCGGAGCUAACCAGCCUCCGGGGCGGCGAAGCCAGCGGGUUCCGGGGGGGAGGGGUGGACACCGGUCCGUGCUGGCCCGGGGCCGGAGUGCAGCCCCCAGCUCCUGUGCCCUGUCUGUGCCCUCACCACUACCACGUGCGGGAGGGCCGGCACCGUGGGCUCUGGUGGGUACGUGCGGGGCCCCUCUGCCUGGCCCCUGGGGGCAGCGUGUUCGGGAGGAGCUCACAGCAGGCGGGAGGGGUACAGCGUGCGUCCCCCUCAGUGCCGCGGGUUAGAGACGAGCUUCUCGCUGCGAGCACCCAGGACCCCCUGAGAAGCGUGUCUGUGACGGACGCACUGGCUCUGCCUCGCGAGUUACAGUGGCCUCACCCCUCACCUCCACGUGGAAGCUGUUUCAGAACAAGCAGAGAGCUCUAUUUUUAGAAGAAAUGUGUUGCACUCAAAUGACGAAAGCAAAUCUUAUAUUAAAAGGCAAAGGCGCUGGAGACUGCCAUUUUUUCACGUGCCCUCCCUCGGUCCGGCUGGCGCCCUGCCGCCUGGCCCGCUGUGUCAGGUGACCCUGAUCCGGGCGGGCGGGCGUGUCUGCUGAGAGAGUGUCCCCUUCUGCAGCUCCCGGGCUGUCACUGUAGCUGCCACCACAGUUUAACCAGUUUCUCUCGUACCCCGUUAUGUUGUCCUCGGUCAUUAUUUCUGUCGUGGCAUCGCUGUAAGACAAAGCAGUGAGGAAGCUAGGAGGAAAGGGGCCUAAGCCUGAGGUGGACCUGAACCUCAGUCCCUGUGGAAGUGGGCGCAUCCCAGAGGGGACGGGACCAGGCGCUGGCGAGCAGCUGGCAGAGGCUGCUGAUGGCCGCAGGACCUGAGAGCGUUCUCGCGGACGGACUCCGGCCUGGGCGAUGGCCUCGCCUCCCAGGGAACUGCAGGAGCUGGGCUGCUCGUCAGGACUGCAGACUGAGGUGCUCACACGUGGUCCCUCCUCCCCAGGAUUUGCUUUGGGUCAAGGAUAAUUUUUUUUUUGUAAUUGAAGUUUCAUGGUCUCUGCCACACAGUUUAGGGGUAUCCUCCCUCCUAAAAUAUAAACAGUGAUCGUA